Thamnophis sirtalis is the source of this 3551-nucleotide messenger RNA. The record is from RefSeq and is a predicted model, not a curated record. Lineage: Eukaryota; Metazoa; Chordata; Lepidosauria; Squamata; Natricidae.
GAGCCCAACUUUUAGUUAGACCAUUGUUGGAGGAAGGAAAAGAGAUUGAAGGAAGCAAGAACAUAUAUCUUGUUGGAGCAUCUAAUUUAAGGCUACUUCUAGGAGCUGAAACUGUAGGGUUGGUUAAAGAAUGUAAUGAUAACACAAUGAGAGCGUUUACAUAUACAUCUAGAAAAAAUUUUAAAGAUUUUGCAGAGGAUAAUCAUGAUUUUCUUACAAUGGCAGAAUGUCAAUACAUUAUCAAACAUGAACUUGAAAAUUUAAGAGCUAAAAAUGAAAAGAUGAUCCCUGGCUAUCCUCAGGCAAAGCUUUAUCCAGGAAAGUCAAUUAUGCGAAGGCUAACAACUAAUGGCAUUCUACUUCAGGUUUUUCCGCUUCAUGACCCAGACCAUUUAAAAAAACUUGGGCAGAUAUGGUAUGAACAACUGAAAAUUAGAUACCAACCUUUAGAUGAAAUCCGCUGUUAUUUUGGUGAAACACUUGCUUUCUAUUUUGCCUUUUUGGAAUAUAUCACAUUUGCUUUAAUUCCAAUGGCAGUCAUUGGGAUCCCUUAUUAUGUUUUUGAUUGGGAAGAUUAUGACAAGUAUGUGCUAUUUGCAGCAUUCAAUCUGCUGUGGUCUACUGUUAUCCUUGAACUCUGGAAACGAUCUUGUGCUGUUAUGGCUUACAGAUGGGGAACAUUGAUGAUGAAGCGACAAUUUGAGGAACCAAGGCCAGGAUUUCAUGGGGUUUUAGGUAUCAAUCCUGUCACUGGCAGAGAGGAACCCAUAUAUUCCAGUUUCAAAAGACAGUUACGGAUUUAUUUUGUUUCAGUUCCAUUUGUGUGCCUUUGUCUCUGCUUUUCACUUCAAAUAAUGAUGAUUUAUUUUGACUUGGAAUUCCAAGCACGUUUAUAUUGCGAAGAGAACCAAAAUGAAUUAAGCGCCUUGAUAUUAUACAUGCCCAGCAUAAUUUAUGCUGUUGUGAUUGAAAUUCUAAAUCGAAUGUAUAGACAUGCUGCAGAAUUCUUGACCUCAUGGGAAAACCAUAGAUUGGAGUCUUCAUAUCAGAAUCACUUAGUUUUGAAAGUCUUGGUGUUCAACUUCUUAAACUGCUUUGCCUCUUUAUUCUACAUUGCAUUUAUCUUAGUUGACAUGAAACUUCUGAGACAGAGCUUGGCAACUUUACUAAUAACUUCACAAGUCCUUAAUCAGUUUGUGGAAGCUGCACUGCCUUAUUGGCUACAAAAAAGAAGGAAUAAAACAGUAGAGAAAAAGGUGAAAGCACUGGAAAUAGAUACUGACAUGUCCUUAUUUGAACAAGUUAAUAUGGAAAAAGGAAUGGAUACUUACUUGGAUACUUUUGAUGAUUAUUUGGAGUUGUUUUUACAAUUUGGUUAUGUGAGCCUUUUUUCAUGCGUCUACCCUUUGGCUGCUAUUUUUGCUGUGCUAAACAACAUCACAGAGAUGUAUUCCGAUGCCUUAAAAAUGUGCAGUGUUUUUAAACGCCCAUUUUCAGAGCCUGCUGCAAAUAUAGGUGUAUGGCAGAUGGCUUUUCAAACUAUGACUGUAAUCUCAGUUAUUACAAACUGUAUCCUAAUUGGCAUGUCACCGCAAGUAAAUGCACUCUUCCCAGAUUCCAAAUCUGAACUUAUCAUAAUUGUAGUGUUGGCAGAGCAUUUAGCCCUAGCAGUGAAGUUUCUUAUGUCCUAUGUGAUUGCUGACAAACCCCAAGAUAUUCAGAUAAAAUUGGCAAGACUAGAAUUUGAAUCGUUGGAAGCACUGAAGCAACAGCAAAUCAAAUUGGCUGCAGAGUCUCUGAAAGAACACUAGGAUGAAAACUCAACAGUUGCAGAAGUAUAUUCUAUGCCCUACAAUAUUAAGAAGAAGAAAUACAUUAUACUUUCAUAUGAUAUCAAACUAUGAUAACAAGGAUUUUAUCUUUAUUCAUCAUAAAAAUCUCAGUGUAAUUGUUUUGCACAUUACAAUAUACUCCAUAGAAACUGAUUAAAUCCAUUCUUAAAUCUUGUUAGAACUCAUAGCCAUUACUCUGGUUUGCAAUUUUUUAAAGAUUCUUAUGCUAAUUUAAUAAGCAUAACCAUAAAUAAGAACUGCAUCUUUGGAAUGUAACAGCAAUAUAUACAUUGAUAUUCCUGGACAUCUUCAUGUUAAGAAUAUUUUGUCACUUUUUGUAGAAGGUUUACUACCUACUCUGUAUUGAAGAAGGAAUUAAUUUUGUUUUCUGUAAAAUGUAAUACAUAAAUUUCAAGUUAGGAUACAUAUACAGUAAGAAUGCUGUGUCAAAAUAUGUACUAUAAAAUGUGCAUGCUGUUUUAACUUUAAUGAUUAUUCUCCAUUAAAAUGAUUAAUUUCAAAGAACUGGAAAAUAUUUGAUUUGGCAGAAAGCUCAGUUAACUUGAUUCAUUCCCAAGACACACCCUGCUUAUAUAAGGUGUUUACUCAGAUUUUAUUUUCCUGGUUCAUUAAAAAUAGGCUGUGGUAAAGAAUAAUUUACUCUAUCAGCAGAAUUAUAUUAAAUGGUUUGUUGUAAUUCCUAUUUUCCCCUUCUGUGUACUGGAACAUUUGUCUGUACCAAAUGCUUUUUUUAUUUUAGUGUAACUUUUAAACAAUGGUAGUCUUUAUGGCCAACAUUUCUACCCAUUGCACUGUGAUAUAGCAAAUAAUGAAACAGAACUUACUUUUUGAUAAAACAUUUUGCAAACAAAUUGUAGCUUAUUAGUUAACAUUUCUUUCCAUCUCUGUUGUAAAUGGAAGGAUGCAGUCCGCUUUCCUUGCCUCCCUGUACUUGCACACAUAUAUUCAUUCUAUGCCCCUUUCAUCAAACUCUGCACUGAACAUGCACCUUGGCACUCUUUUUCCAGCCUUCCUAAGUUCACAUUACAUGGCACCUAUCCACCCCAAUUCUGGACUUCCUACUAUUUUCAUAUAGCACCUUUGUACUCUUUUCCUGGGAUUUCUUCCUCUUUCUACCUAACGACCUGCAUGUCUGGAGUUAUAACAAAUAGGACUGUCUAGAUCGUUGCUGCUAAACAAUACAGACAUGUGAUAAUGCACUUUAUGACCUUAUCUCUUAGUGAUGGCAAAUCUGAUUCGAAUUGUUAUCAUAAGAACUAACUCUAUUAUAAUGAUUGAAGUCCAUUAUAAAUACCAAUUUCUCCUACUCAACUCCAGUAAUAGCCACUAUUUUCUUAAUGUGGAAAAGAGAUUGUGGAUUUGCUUAAAUUUUGUAUUAAGUUUCCAGAAAACCCCAUAUGGAUUUAUCCAUGCAGUCACUAGGACUCAAGAUUGAAUAGAAGAUGCAUUAACUUUUAAAGGUAAGAAAGAGAAAUAAGCUGGUGAAUAAGCAUCAUGCAAUGUAAAAAGAUUACAUGUGGAAAAACUCCCAGUGCCAUAAGCUUCAUUAAGACCAUAUUACUGUCAGUUUCAAUUGUUUUUAUGGUAGGACUACUGAAAAUAUCAUCAACAUACUACACUGCAAGAUGUUUGCAUCAAUGUUAGUUGAUUCCCAUUCCCCAUGUAAGAGUUCCCUCAGAAUGUGUCUUCUGCUACAUU